AAAUGUGCCACCAACACCGUUGCAGUUGCAACACUACACCACAUCUGCCCGGCACGACCCGCCUGACAGGGCCCGGAAGGCGUGUCGCACCAGUCAGCUACUUCGACGACCGUACUCCAUACUUGGGUACAUUACACUGGCGAGCCAAGAGCCUGAAGCCAUCGAAUUCUCGACUCGCAUUCAAUUGCUAAAGUAUGGAGUGCAUCCCCUACGAUCAAUCAGAAUGCAUCCAGACGAGCCCCGGAAAAAUGGAAUGAUGCUAGUGUGAGCCUGCGAUGAACUGGCGAUGUUUUGCCAGGCCUCUAUGUGCCGUGGUCGGCCGAUGCAAUGUUAAAAAAACCCAACAUUAUCUGGAGAGCAUCCCCGCAUCAUGUGUUGUGUUGUGAUUUUUUCCACACCUGCACCUCUCAUCAGAGUUCGCCAAAAAUCCCGAUAUAGACAGACGUUUGGCAACCGAAAUCGAAUCUUCACAUCGCACACUCUUUUUGCAUCAUGAGUGACUCGGUUCCACCACAUAGCGCAGCUGCGCCCGAAGUGAGUAGUGGUACCUACAUUAGUUACACCGCAUCGAGGCGCUGAUUCAUCCCUUGCAGGUGGUUGACGAUAUUAACGAUGAUGGGGAUUCGGCAUUUGGAGUACCUAGGAUUGCCUUCCGUUUGACAACAUGAGAACUAACGAGCUCUCGCCAGGAAGACGAUCAAGGAAAUUGGGGUUCUACCACUAAUUCAAUAGGUUCAAGUAUUCUCAGGUAUCGACAAGAAAAUGGUCGAACAUACCAUGCUUACAAGGACGGGAGUAGGAUCACGACCCCUUUCCCUCUUCUUGCUCUUGCCUAACAUGAUUCCAGAAUACCUUUUACCAAACGACGAGGUCAGAGUUGAGCCCAUAACCUUUUCUUACAAAAAAGGAAAUGAUAUUUUUAGACAAGCGAGUGGAGCUAAUAACUUGCAGGGUGAAAAUGACCGUCUAGGUAUGUUUGUCCCACGUGAAGAAAUGGAAUCCCGUUCUAAUCUUAUCAAAGAUCUACAGCAUCAUAUGUACUACCUAACCUUGAAAGGAAAAUUAUAUAUCGCUCCAAUACCCGAAGAUCAGAAACUACAUCGGGUCCUAGAUUUAGGAACCGGAACGGGUAUUUGGGCAAUUGAUUUCGGUCAGAUUUCACUUACAGUACCAUUCUAACUCGACUUCAAAACUAACUUUUCCCUAGCCGACGAACACCCAGAAUCAGAUGUAUAUUUCAUUGACUGGCGACCGCUUCAGAAAUGUCUAUAGAAUGAAAUUAACACUUUCAAGGUCUUGGGUGUUGAUUUAAGUCCCAUACAACCAGGCUUGUACGCUCAAUCCAUCUUGAUCUAUCCUGCCCUUUCAACCACUCCAGUUUUGCAAUGAUUUACAUCCGCCUACAUGUUUACAGAAUGCUGUAGAGUAUCUUGUUUACUAACCAACUCAAUAGCGUUCCACCAAAUUGCCAUUUCGAAAUCGACGACAUUGAAGAACCAUGGACUUACUCAUACAAAUUUGAUUUUAUAAAUAUGCGCAUGAUGGUCGGCACCAUAGUCGACUGGCCAAAAUGUUUCAAGCAAUGUUACGAGUUCGUCCUCCCCUCUUUCCCUUCUUGUCACUUUCUCAUAACCCUUCCCUCUCUUCAUCCCUCUCUUCCUCUACCCCACAAACCCCAAUAACCAAGCAUCAACCCACAAACAAACGCACCAACCUAACCCUCCCCCUCAGUAACCUCAACCCCGGCGGCUGGAUGGAAAUCAAAGACAUCAAAUUCCCCAUCGAAGACAACGACUCAUCCUUCCCACCCGACUGCGCGGUAAAAAAGUGGGCGGAUCUCAUCCUCGAAGGCACCACGGUCGUCGGACGGGCUUGCGAUUCAGCAAAGAACUAUAAGAGACAACUAGAGGAUGCCGGGUUCAUGAACGUGGUCGAGAUCCGGUAUAAAUGGCCGAUGAACCGAUGGCCGAAGGAUAAGGAGUUGAAGGAGUUAGGUACGUUAAGUAUCUAUUUUUUUUCUUUCCCUUUUCUCUACCCCUCCCCUCCCCCUCUUCACAUAUAGCUCCACAUGAGAAACUUCCCUGUGUACAUGCUGCCUCUAUCGCUACCCUUGAAUCCACGAUACGCACAUCCCGCGUCCCAACAAUUAAACACGAUCCCCCAUCUCUCUUCCCUCCCACCAUCUAACACACCCCCAGGCGCCUGGAUGCACGAAAACUUCAGCACCGGCCUCUCAGGCCUAAGCAUGGCGGUCUUCACCCGCGCACUGGGCUGGUCGCAGGAGGAACUCGAGGUCUUCUUGAUUAGUGUGCGCAAGGAUAUGAGGAAUACUAAGAUCCAUGGGUAUUAUCCUAUGUAUGUACUGUUUCUCUUUCUCUUCUUCUUUCGAUCUCCUUCGAUUCCCUUUGGCCCUUGUUUCUCCUACCUUCAUACAUACCUGCCAUCCAUACAUCCCCUUUUCAAGCCUUCCUACCUUUCGUUUCGCUGCAGGUAUGUUGCGAGAGUGGAGAAGUAAAAACAAGCGAAAAAGAGAAAGGAAAAGAAAGGAGGAAACUACCUCUUAAAUAAAUAGAAAAGGAGCUAAUCCAUCCGGUAUAGAUACGCAGUCUACGGCCAGAAAUCAUUCUAGACCUAUGCUAUCCUAUACAUAUACUCCAACUCUCUAUAUCUAAAACCUUGAAAUUCUUAAUUAGAAAUCUUACAUUAACUCC
Messenger RNA from Hymenoscyphus albidus, 2711 nucleotides. Lineage: Eukaryota; Fungi; Ascomycota; Leotiomycetes; Helotiales; Helotiaceae. The record is from the annotation of a GenBank genome assembly.